Molecule: messenger RNA, 477 nt
Organism: Cladophialophora bantiana CBS 173.52
Lineage: Eukaryota; Fungi; Ascomycota; Eurotiomycetes; Chaetothyriales; Herpotrichiellaceae
Exons: 2
Coding region: 1-477 (158 amino acids)
Source: RefSeq, a predicted model, not a curated record
AUGAAAAACGUUCACGUUAUGGUCUUGUCUUUGAGUAUCCUCAAGGCUGCGCGGCGUCAACCCCAAUUUCGCUACGAAAUCGCCUUAAACUCGACCAUCAAUCCCGAACCCGCCGGGAUCUCAAUGAGCGAUUCGAUUUUGCCCGCGCCCGAAUUCUCUCAGCCUACAGACUACUAUAACAACUUUUCAAGCGAGAAUGUCCUCCUUUUUGAGGCUAGCACCGGUGAAAGUGUGAUCGAGCAGCCUUAUGUCUGCGGAUUUUCCUUUGCCCGUCGCGAUGCCAAGUUCGAGCUCAGCGAGGAGAUUGCCUCCGUUUAUCAUGACACCUUUUCAAGUACCGCAGAACGGCUCUACUGGCACCUGCACCGCCUCGCAGCCACCACGAUGCUGUGUCCUCGGAUGCUCAGUGCAUUCCGUGUAACCAAAAGGACUCUUCGACCCUCGUUCCGGCACACACAAACCAACAACCACACGUAA